Pseudomyrmex gracilis is the source of this 2206-nucleotide messenger RNA. Its product is annotated as cytochrome P450 CYP12A2-like. NCBI's taxonomy places the organism in Eukaryota, Metazoa, Arthropoda, Insecta, Hymenoptera, Formicidae. The transcript has 7 exons. The record is from RefSeq and is a predicted model, not a curated record. Gene Ontology annotation, molecular function: oxidoreductase activity, acting on paired donors, with incorporation or reduction of molecular oxygen; monooxygenase activity; heme binding. Bases 1 to 1380 code for a protein of 459 amino acids.
AUGAACGUGAUAACAGGCGAAUUCGAUAAUAUGGAUAUUGUAACGCAAUUCCGCGCGCUGCGCAAGAAUUACGGCGACAUCGUAAAAAUGGACGGCUUGUUGAAUCGUCGACCGUGUGUCUUUCUGUUCUCGCCGGAGCUGUGCGAAAACAUGUAUCGCACGGACGGCCCAUGGCCGAUGAGGAUCUCUUUGGAGAGCUUGCUUUGCUAUCGCAAGAACAGGGAACAUAUCUAUCGUGGACAGUACGGCCUCGCAGUAAGUCAGGGAAAACCGUGGCAGGAGUUACGCACCAAGGUAAAUGCGCACAUGAUGCAACCGCAGGCAAUUGAAGCGCACAUCUCGCAGAUUAGCGAGGUGACCUACGAAUUUGUGAAGAUGAUGAGAGCGUUGCGAAAUCCCGAAACUCACGAAUUACCGAGUAACUUCAAGAACGAACUGUUCAAGUGGUCUUUGGAGUGCUCGAGCACGAUCGCAUUGAAUUGCCGAUUGGGUUGUUUAAAUCGGAAUCUUGCCCCGGACUCGGAACCGCAAGUAAUGAUUAAUUCCGUGGUUAAAAUUUUCAACUUGCUGCACCGUCUGGAAAAUCUGCCGUCAAUGUGGAAGGUUUACAACACACCGGAUCUAAAGCGACUGUUUCAUUUGCUGGACACAAUUAAUGAAACUUCUCAAAAAUACAUCGAGCAGGCUAAACUGAAAUUUCAAUGGAAAACGCACAACUAUACGCAAGAUUGUAGCGUGUUGCAGAAACUUUUGCGCAUUGACGAGAGAACGGCUCACACAAUGGCGCUGGACAUGCUAAUGGGUGGCAUUGAUACGGUCGGCAACACGGCCGCUGGUCUGCUGUAUCACAUCGCAAUCAGUCCAGACGUCCAGGAACAUCUGCGAAGAGAAGUGACGACCCUGUUACCGGACAAAGACUCGCCCAUUACGAUAGACAUCCUGAAUCAAUCCAGGUACGCGAAGGCCUGCAUUAAGGAGUCCAUGCGAAUGUUACCCGUCACCAGUGGCGUCCUGAGAACCAUGCGACAGGACGUUUCCAUAGGAGGAUACAGAAUACCAGCAGGAUUUAACACUAUCGCCUGCCACCAGCUGAUCUCGAUGGAUCCCACGCAGUUUCCGCAACCGGACAAGUACUUUCCCGGACGAUGGUUGCGGGAGAACUCAUUAUUCAAGAAAGCGCAUCCGUUUGCGUACAUGCCCUUCGGAUUCGGUAUUCGUAUGUGCAUUGGCCGGAGAUUUGCCGAGAUGGAACUUCAGACGUUGCUCUUGGCAGUCGUGCGAAACUUCCGGAUUGAAUGGCAUCACGAGCCGCUCAAAUUCGAGGCGCAAGUAAUAAACACGAUAGUGUCGCCGAUGCAAUUCAAACUCAUUGACGUGUAGAAACUAGUCUCAUACAAGUCCGGCGCGUCGUUUGAAUAUUUUCAACAACUGUGACAUAAAUUUAUUUCAAACAUAUUAAUAACGUAUAUAAAAAAAGCUUGCGCAUGCGUAUUUUAUCCAGUAUACUAAACGUUUUUUUAUUUUAUGUGAACAACUACUUGAUAUAUAACCUGUUAUACAUUUGUUGACGUAGUUAAACACUGAAAAACAAAUAUUUACAAAUGGGAUUUUAUGAAAUAACUAUGAUGUUAUAAAUUAGUAAUAAUAACGCAAGUGAUAAUAAACGUAUCCUGUAAUUCGAUAGAAGUGUCUUUAUUGACUGUUCUCUUUUUUUUUUUUUCACAGCGCUAAUAUUUCAAAGCGCGCAAUUUUACAUUACUCGGAACAUUAUGCUGCUUGACAAACGUUAAUUUCAAGCAAUGUGUGAUAUCAUAUAACAAAAUAUAUUUAAAUAUAUAUGUUAUAUACAUAACCGUGAUUAAGCUAUUGUAAGCAAGAGCCAAGAAGCCAUGACUGUACAACAUAACAAUUAUGUAAUGUAAAUUCAUAACAUAUUUAGUACAUUGUAAAAAUAAGAUUAAAAAAAAAGCUGACUAUUAAACGAAAAAUGUAACAUAACAUCGUAAUUUUAUUUAUUGCAAUAGUUCCCGCAACAAAGUGCAAUAUACAGUCGUUCGUUUUUUUUACUCGCGCGAGAUGAAUUUUAUUCGCGACGUAAAUAGAAAUAUCAAUAUCUUUAUAAUCAUCAAAAAAAGCAUUAUCUAAUAGCAAACAUUUGAACUUCUAUCAAAGAAGUUUAAGAAAAAAAACAAAAAAAAAAAAAAAA